UCUGCUAACAGAUAGCUCUCAAGAUAGUUGGGUGUGGAGUGGGCUCUGGCAACAAACAGUUCUCAAUACAGUUGGUGUAUGGGGCUCUCUGCAAACAUACCCAGGACAAUGGUUCCCACUAUACUUUUUGGGAAAAUGGCUCCUGACAGAGUACCAUUCUUUCGAGGUCUAUGAAGAAUUUUGCUGGGAUUUGAUGGGCAGUGUGUUGAAUCUGUAGAUUGUUUUUUGGUAAAAUUGCCAUUUUUACUAUGUUAAUUCUUCCUACCCAAGAGUAUGGGAGAUCUUUCCACUUUCUGGAGUCUUCUUCAAUUUCUUUCUUCAAAGAUUUAAAGUUCUUGUCAUACAAGACUUCCACUUGUUUGGUUAGAGUCACUCUGAGAUAUUUUAUGCUAUUUGUGGCUAUUGUGAAGGAUGUUGAUUCUCUGAUUUCUUUCUCAGCUUUUUAUCAUCUGUGUACAGGAGGGCUACUGAUUUUUAUGAGUUAAUCUUGUAUCCUGCUGCAUUACUGCUCAUUACAUUUAUGAGUUGUAGAAGUUCCUUGGUAAAAUUUUUGGAGUCGCUUAUGUGAACUAUCAUAUCAUCAGUAAACAGUGAGAGUUUGGUACAGAGAGGGUGGUAUGGUUAACUACAGCAGUUCUCAAAUUUCCAAUAUGGCACCAGCACUGAGGUAGCAGCAAGCUCCGCAAUGAUCAGGGGGAGCAAAGAACAAAGGACUAGGUUAGGCUUGGAGGUGAGGACAAAACCAGAGCUGUAGUUAGGACUGGACAAGUGACAUAGCCCACCCUGGAAGACCUUGCAGUGGGGAGGGUCUUUCUCCGGUGACUGUAGACUGCCUCAUCAUACCAGGGGGCUGACAGGGAGAAGAUAUGAGCCCCAGACUUCAAACAACUCAGCUAGGCAACCGCAGAACUCAUGGGAAGGAAAUUCAGGUUGAAAAUGCAAACGCUGCUGGGGACAUGGCCAUCACCGUGAAUCUGGAAACAGACUAUGCUAAGCUGGUUCUAAAGGUGGAAGCAAUCACACUUGGGGAGAAGAAUAGAAAGAAGUUGAAGAACCAACCCCUCAGAAAACGGGAGAAUGAAAACAUCUCUCAAGCUGUGUGUGCCCUCCUGAACUCUGGAGGUGGGGUGAUCAAGGCUAAAAUUGAAAAUGAAAAUUUUAGCCUUCCCAGGGAUGGAUUGGGACUGGAUUUGGAAGCCUCUCUUUGUAAAUGUCUGCCGUUUGUGAGGAAGCAUCUGGACUUCAUGGCGCGUGGAGGCUACUUGAAUAUCUUUGUGAAACCAUGGAGUCUAGAUGUCUUCAGGCUGCGGAUCUGCAUCCUGAGAACCAAUUUGUACCUUAGAAGCUUCUCAUCUUCAAUUGAAGUGAAUGCAGCUGCUGCUCUCGAGUUCCUCCAAGACCUGGGGGAAGUUGGGGGGAGAUCCUGUGUCAGACCAGAGCUGCCUGCAAGCAGAGCCUGCCCUGGAGUAGAAGAAGAGAGCGACCUAGAGGACCUGGCUGCUGCGGUUUUUAACAAGACACAAUUUCAGGGGGGAGAGGACUUCCCCUUCACCAGAUCCAUUCAUGUUGAAGUUACAUUGCUUUCUGUUAAACAGUUGCGAAAAUGCAUCAAAGAGCUUAUCCCUCAAACUGUAUCUGCGUUUGCAAACACUGAUGGGGGAUAUUUGUUCAUUGGUUUGGAUGGAAAAAACCAGCAAAUAAUUGGUUUUGAAGCAGAGAAGAGCGAUCUUAUGUAUCUAGAGAGUGAAAUAGAGAAGUGCAUUCGACAGCUGCCUGUCACUCACUUCUGUGAGGAGCAGGAGAAGAUACAGUACACAUGCAAAUUCAUCCCAGUCCUCAGACAGGGAGCCGUGCGCUCAUAUGUGUGUGCGCUCAGAGUGGAGAGAUUCUGCUGUGCUGUGUUCGCUGCAGAGCCCGAGUCCUGGCACGUGGAAGACAGCUGUGUGAAGAGGUUUACCACUGAGCAAUGGAUCAAGAGCCUGAUGGAUGGCAAGUAAGCCUCUGGCACCACUGGUGACUUCACGCAUGCCCACUGGUCAUGUAUUAGCUGAAGCUCUCAAGGAACACCUAGAGCCUGUGACAAUGAUAUCUGUUAGGCCUGUCACAGCUGAAGGACUUCAUGGUUACAAAAGGGCCAAGCCUGCAAAUCCCUGAAGCUGUGUAACUGGAGAGGAUUUCUCAGCAGAGGUCUGCUGCCAACCAACUAUUCCCUGCUAGCUGUGGAUGGACUUCAGUAGACCAAAGGAAAUGCCUUCUUCAUAAGAUCAGGCUUCAGCCAAGCCUGCAGUGCAGACAUUUUUUCUCCUUCCUUCCCUCCCUCCCUCCCUCCCUCUUUCUCUUCCCUCCCUUCCUCUCCCUCCUUCCCUCCCUCUCUUCCUCUUUUUCUAACUCCCUUCCUUCUUUUUUUCUUUCCUUCCUUUCUUCUUUUGUUUCAUUUUUUAUCUUUUUUUAAAAAAAUAUUUAUUUAUUCAUUAUAUAUACAAUAUUUUGUCUGUGUGUAUGGCUACAGGCCAGAAGAGGGCACCAGACCCCAUUACAGAUGGUUGUGAGCCACCAUGUGGUUGCUGGGAUUUGAACUCAGGACCUUUGGAAGAGCAGGCAAUGCUCUUAACCACUGAGCCAUCUCUCCAGCCCGAUCAUUCUUUUAUCUUUUGUUUAACUUUU
Messenger RNA from Alexandromys fortis (reed vole), 2664 nucleotides. RefSeq names its product ribonuclease SLFN12-like. The record is from RefSeq and is a predicted model, not a curated record. The transcript has 3 exons. The coding region runs from base 867 to 1997 and encodes 376 amino acids. NCBI's taxonomy places the organism in Eukaryota, Metazoa, Chordata, Mammalia, Rodentia, Cricetidae.